UCUCCUGUCUGACCGGCGAUUUCUCCGUGAGGAUUUGUGGACGGUGGCGUGGAGGUUUCCAAAAUGCCUGAAGCAAACUAUUUGUUAUCUGUAUCUUGGGGUUAUAUUAAGUUCAAGAGGAUGCUGACCCGGGAGCUGACACACCUUUCCGAGAUGAGCCGCUCCGGCAACCAGGUGUCUGAAUACAUUUCCAACACUUUCCUGGACAAGCAGAAUGAUGUGGAGAUUCCUUCUCCCACCCAGAAAGACAGAGAGAAGAAGAAAAAACAGCAGCUCAUGACACAGAUCAGUGGAGUGAAAAAAUUAAUGCAUAGUUCAAGCUUAAAUAACACCAGCAUUUCACGAUUUGGUGUGAAAACAGAAAAGGAAGACCAUCUGGCCAAGGAACUGGAAGAUCUGAAUAAGUGGGGUCUCAACAUAUUCAACGUUGCAAGGUACUCCCACAACAGGCCGCUCACCUGCAUUAUGUACGCUAUAUUUCAGGAGCGAGAUCUACUAAAAACAUUCAAGAUCUCAUCAGACACUUUUGUAACAUACAUGAUGACGCUAGAAGACCACUACCACUCGGACGUAGCUUACCACAACAGCCUCCAUGCUGCUGAUGUUGCCCAGUCCACACAUGUUCUGCUCUCCACCCCUGCGCUGGAUGCCGUCUUCACUGAUUUGGAAAUCCUUGCUGCAAUUUUUGCAGCUGCAAUUCACGAUGUGGAUCACCCCGGUGUCUCCAAUCAAUUUCUUAUUAAUACAAAUUCUGAACUAGCCCUGAUGUACAAUGACGAAUCCGUCUUGGAGAACCACCAUCUUGCUGUGGGUUUCAAACUACUUCAAGAGGAGCACUGUGACAUCUUCCAGAACCUGACCAAGAAACAGCGUCAGACGCUCAGGAAGAUGGUGAUCGACAUGGUAUUGGCGACAGAUAUGUCCAAGCAUAUGAGUCUGUUAGCUGAUCUGAAGACUAUGGUGGAAACUAAGAAAGUGACCAGUUCAGGAGUCCUCCUUCUGGACAACUACACAGACAGAAUACAGGUUCUCCGAAAUAUGGUACAUUGUGCGGACUUGAGUAAUCCCACAAAGUCUCUGGAGCUGUACCGGCAGUGGACGGACAGGAUCAUGGAGGAGUUCUUCCAGCAGGGAGACAAAGAGCGAGAAAGAGGAAUGGAAAUCAGUCCAAUGUGCGACAAACACACAGCGUCAGUGGAAAAAUCACAGGUGGGAUUCAUAGACUACAUCGUCCACCCGCUCUGGGAGACGUGGGCUGACCUGGUGCAGCCCGAUGCCCAGGACAUCCUGGACACGCUGGAGGACAACAGGAACUGGUACCAGAGCAUGAUACCUCAGAGCCCGUCUCCUCCGCUGGAGGAGCGGGGCAGGGACUGUCAGAGCCUGAUGGAGAAGUUCCAGUUUGAACUGACGCUGGAGGAGGAGGAUUCGGAUGGACCGGAGAAGGACAGCGAGAGCAUCGGCUACUUCAGCAAUACAAAGACGCUGUGCGUGGCCGACGCGGGGGAAGAGGAUUCACAGCGGGAGGCGAACAUAGAAAUCGUGACAGAAGAUACGUCUCCUGUCGACACAUAA
Molecule: messenger RNA, 1575 nt
Organism: Balearica regulorum gibbericeps (East African grey crowned-crane)
Lineage: Eukaryota; Metazoa; Chordata; Aves; Gruiformes; Gruidae
Gene: PDE4B
Product: phosphodiesterase 4B
Biological process (GO): signal transduction
Molecular function (GO): 3',5'-cyclic-nucleotide phosphodiesterase activity
Source: RefSeq, a predicted model, not a curated record